GCCCGGGGCGGGGCGGGGCGGCCGUGGGGCGAUGAGGAGCCGCAGCAACUCGGGGGUGCGCCUGGACGGCUACGCCCGGCUCGUCCAGCGGACCAUCCUGUGCCACCAGAAUCCAGUAACGGGGCUGCUUUCUGCUGGUACAGACCAUAAGGAUGCUUGGGUACGGGACAAUGUCUACAGCAUUCUGGCUGUCUGGGGGCUGGGGAUGGCUUAUCGGAAGAACGCAGACCGGGAUGAGGAUAAGGCUAAAGCCUAUGAGCUUGAGCAGAACGUUGUGAAGCUGAUGCGGGGACUCUUGCAAUGCAUGAUGAGACAGGUAAAUAAGGUGGAGAAGUUCAAACACACACAGAGUACCAAAGACUGCCUACAUGCCAAAUAUAACUCUGCAACUUGUGCCACAGUGGUUGGGGAUGAUCAGUGGGGGCAUCUGCAAGUGGAUGCAACUUCCCUUUACCUCCUCUUCUUGGCACAGAUGACUGCAUCAGGGUUACGUAUUAUCUUCACCCUCGAUGAAGUUACCUUCAUUCAGAACCUUGUUUUUUACAUAGAAGCUGCCUACAAAGUUGCUGAUUAUGGAAUUUGGGAACGUGGUGAUAAGACAAACCAGGGCAUCCCUGAACUGAAUGCAAGCUCCGUAGGGAUGGCCAAAGCUGCUUUGGAAGCAAUCGAUGAACUAGAUCUUUUUGGAGCUCAUGGAGGACACAAAUCAGUGAUUCAUGUUCUUCCUGACGAAGUAGAACACUGUCAGUCUAUUCUAUACUCCAUGUUGCCAAGGGCAUCCACAUCAAAGGAGAUAGAUGCUGGCCUUCUAUCUAUUAUUUCUUACCCGGCCUUUGCAGUGGAGGAUGUAAACCUUGUUAAUGUGACCAAGAGUGAAAUCAUAUCCAAACUGCAGGGCCGCUAUGGCUGCUGCCGCUUUCUCCGAGAUGGUUACAAGACACCCAGAGAGGAUCCAAGCAGGCUGCACUAUGAUCCUGCUGAGCUCAAGCUCUUUGAGAAUAUUGAAUGUGAGUGGCCAGUAUUCUGGACAUACUUCCUAAUUGAUGGAGUAUUUAAUGAGGACAAAAUUCAGGUACAAGAGUAUAGAGAGGCUCUGGAAGGGAUACUUAUUAGAGAGAAGAAUGGAAUAGUGCUAAUGCCAGAACUGUAUGCAGUCCCGGCAGAAAAGGUGGAUGAGGAGUAUGAAAAUCCUCACUCAGUGGAUCGUAUCCCUGUGGGAAAAUUGCCUCAUCUUUGGGGCCAGUCGUUGUAUAUCCUUAGCUGCCUAUUAGCAGAGGGGUUUCUUGCUGCAGGUGAAAUUGAUCCCUUAAACAGGAGAUUUUCCACUGGAUUUAAACCUGAUGUUGUGGUACAAGUAACUGUUUUGGCAGAAUCUAAUCAAAUUAAGAAUCUCUUGCAAGACCAUGGAAUCAAUGUUCAGAGCAUUGCUGAUAUCUAUCCACUCAGAGUGCAGCCAGCUCGCAUCCUGAGUAACCUGUACACCAUGCUGGGCCGGAACAAGAACAUGAAAUUAAGUGGACGGCCACACCGACACAUCGGAGUGUUAGGCACCUCCAAGCUGUACAUGAUAAGAAAUCAAAUAUUUACUUUUACCCCUCAGUUUACUGAUCAGCAUCACUUCUAUCUGGCUCUAGACAAUCAGAUGAUUGUGGAGAUGCUCAAGAUAGAGCUGGCUUAUCUCACUUCUUGUUGGAGGAUGACAGGGAGACCAACGCUGACAUUUCCCAUCACACACACAAUGCUUGUUGAUGAUGGUACUGACAUUCACCCAGCAGUUCUUGCCACCAUAAGAAAAUUAGAAGAUGGUUAUUUUGGAGGUGCAAGGGUGAAAAUAGGCAAGCUAUCAGAAUUUCUUACCACCUCCUCUCAUACACAUUUGAGUUUCUUGGAUCCAGACUCUGAUGUAAAACUGUUUGAUGACCCUGAUGAAGGCCGUGAUAGUCCUGACAGUGAAUAUGGAGGCUAUUCAGCAGAUUUCUGUGAAAAAGAAAGCCAGGAUGAGCUGGAUCAGUAUAUAAGUGAUGUCCUGCAGAGUACAGCACUGAAGUCAUACCUGCCUCCAACUUCAAAAACUGCAAACCAACCACCUGUGUUCAGUGCAAGCCAUUCCACAAAAGAGAUACUGUCAAUAAUGGCCAAGACAAAGGGCUUGGAGGUUCCAGCUGUGUCCAUGACUUUUCCCACUAAAGUUCUGAACACUCACCGGAAAUCUCUGAAUCUUGUUGAUAAUCCCCAUUUCUUUGAAACAAAGGACUGUGAAAAUGUUACGCACUUACCUAAAGAUGCUCAUGGUGAUUUGGAUUGCAGGAAGCUUGUUGAGCAGCUGAAGGAAUGCCCAACGCUCCAUGAUCAAGCAGAUAUUUUAUAUAUCUUGCAUAUACUAAAAGGUGCUGACUGGGACACGGAGCUGGAUGGACAGUGUGGCAUCACUGUUCAUUGCCUACUUAAUGAGCUCUACAGAAAGGCAGGCCUCAAUCAAGAGUGGGGCUUGAUCCGUUAUAUUUCUGGCAUACUCAAAAAGAGAGUAGAAGUCCUGGCUGAGGCGUGCACACACCUUCUGUCACACCACAAGCAACUUACAGUGGGCCUGCCACCAGAACCUCGGGAGAAAAUCAUUACCACCCCACUGCCACCAGAAGAACUCGCAGAUCUUAUUUAUGAAGCAAGCGGCCAAGACAUCAGUAUUGCAGUCCUGACACAGGAAAUAAUUAUGUACCUGGCGAUGUACGUCCGGUCACAGCCUAGUCUUUUUGUGGAGAUGCUCAGGCUCCGCAUCGGUCUCAUCAUUCAGGUGAUGGCCACUGAGCUGGCUCGGAGUCUGAAGUGCUCAGGUGAAGAAGCUUCAGAGAGUUUGAUGAAUCUAAGUCCAUUUGAUAUGAAAAAUCUCCUACACCAUAUUCUCAGUGGAAAAGAGUUUGGUGUGGAAAGAAGCUUGCGACCUGUAGAUUCCUCUUCAUCUAGCCCUGCAAUUUCUAUUCAUGAAAUGGGGCAUUCUGGAGCAACCAAAACAGAAAGAAGUGGUAUUACUAAAUUGAAGAGUGAAAUGAAGCAGUUCUUUCAUGAGGGCCACUCCAUGUCCAGCAGCAUGUUCGCUUCCACGAGGAGCAGUACUCCAUCCUCUCCCACUAGUACUUCUCCUACUGGCUCCAGUGGAAACACGAGCUGGGGUGACCGCAAAGGACAGUGGCUGCGCAGAAGAAGGCUUGAUGGUGCUAUCAACAGAGUUCCUGUUGGCUUUUAUGAGAAAGUGUGGAAAAUUCUCCAGAAGUGCCAUGGUCUGUCCAUUGAUGGGUACGUCCUUCCUUCUUCAACCACCAGAGAGAUGACCCCCUGCGAAAUCAAGUUCGCUGUGCACGUGGAGUCGGUGCUGAACCACGUUCCCCAGCCUGAGUACAGGCAGCUCUUGGUGGAAGCUAUUCUUGUUCUCACUUUCCUCUCUGACAUUGAGGUGAACAGCAUCGGGGGCAUCAUCCAUGUGGAUCGAAUCUUGCACAUGGCCAAUGACCUGUUUCUGCAGGAGCUGAAAUCAUUCGGGGCCACUGGCAGUAUCUUGGAGAAAGACGCAGCCACGGGAAUUUGCCACUUCUUUUAUGACAGUGCUCCGAGCGGGGCCUAUGGCACCAUGACGUACCUGACAAAAGCCAUCAUUGUUUAUUUACAUGACUUUCUGCCUAGCACAGGCUGUGCGAUGCAGUGAGUGAUGCCUCCAUGUGGCAGGGAAGGCUCAGAGGCCCUUUCUCCCCUUUUCCUGGUCAUGAACCUCUUGUUUAGUUGCUGCAUGUGUGUGUGCCCUGCGCUACCUCAGCGUUUUGCACUUGCCAUGUUACGUGCCCACCUACCUGCGGGGGACAGGUGGGUGGAAUUUGACCUGGUUUUAAGGGAGUGUGAGAAAUAAUAAAUAAUGAGGCUUUUUCUGCCCAAGGUGCGUAGAUGUAAUUCGUAAUAAAUUAGCAAGAAUUGUACAGUUCUGCCAAGGGGAAGACAGAUUACUCCGUGGAGAUCAAAAGGCAUAAUAAAACAAGGGAGCUGUACCUCAGGGAUAAAGUCUCCCAAAUAAGGGAAGUGAUGGAAUUCAUUAAUUUUUCUCCUGCUGUGUGUAAAUGUACAUCAUUGUGAAUCACUAAUGCACAGUGUGAAACAUCCAGGGAAAUGUAAUUUGGAGGAGUAGGAAUAACUUGAAAUAACGGAGUGAUAUUUCUAAUACACAUUUAUCCUGAUUCUCAUCUCAUUUGCAUGUAGUCAGUGCAGGGCUAAUGCCAGCAGAGACAAAUGUCUUACAAUACCCACUAAUGUGAGAUGAUAGCCUCUCUCAGGAAGCUGCAUCUCUCUUUAAUCUGAACAAAAUAGCUUCCUUCCCUGCAGCCCCCAGGCUUCAGUUGCAAAAUCUCAAGACUCCAGCUUCUCCAGUUUUAUGCCUGUAAUCCUUUCCUCUGAAUGGAGCAAGAUAAACCUUAUCCACUCAAGCACCCUUUCCAAGUCUCCUGAUCCUUUCCCUUGCAAAUAGCCUCAGAGUUGAAUGGCAUAAAUUGCCACCCUUCUAGCACAGCGUCAGUUUAUGGAAGGCUUUGAUGUUUCCUCCUGCUUCCCCCAUCUUUUUUUUUUUUCCCCUUCCCUUUUUUAUUUCUUCUCUUUUUAAUGUAAAGUUGCACUUGUCACAUGUAGUUAGGGAUGGUCUGCUUUCAGGCAAUUGCCUCCCUUCAGGCAACUCCCAGGUGAGUGCCUCCACUGGAAAACAGUUUCUGCAGCUGCUGGGAGCUGCUGCAAGGAUAAUAGGUGUGUCCUGUGGGGAAAUGGCUCCGUGGCCAUUCACAUGGAAAGCAGAGGUAGGCUGCCUCUUAAAGGGAAAACCCUGCUUGUUACCCCAGGCACCUGGUGCAGCGUUCCUUGUGCCAGCUGAUUUUGCCCCCAGCCAAGUAGGCAUCUGGCUGCCCGCUUAGGAAAAGCGACUGCAGCUUUAGCCUCUCCAGCAGACGUGGGCUCCCAGGGUAGCACUGGGGUGUGCUGGCACUGCUGCAGUGCUAGCAGAGAGGAUCAGAGCAGUUCUGCCUUGACAGGUAGAAAGGAAAGCAGCUGUGAACUGCAAUGAUAAGUAUUUUCUGUGCUGUUAGGUCUGAUAAGUGUAUUUCUGUAAGACCACCCACCCUCCACUCUUUCAAAAGAUAACUCUGUGGUUAUUACAGAAUUUUAAUUUUUUUUAUUAUUAUUUUUUUGUAACAGUAGUAUGUGGUGCCUUUGAGAAUGAGGUUUUUGUUUCCAGUUUUAUACAGGUAUCUGAAAUGCCUUGAUGAAAGGAGUGAAGCAAACCGGUCUCACUUGCCAGUCGCCAGCACCCAUGGUCCCAGGGAGACUAUACUCCCCAUGGCAGUGCCACUCCUCCUGCUGUCCUUCUACAGAGUCACUGCUGCUGUCAAAAUUUCUGGAUGCUGGCUCAAGAAAGCAAAGCUGUGGAAGGCCUUAGGAGGUGUUUUCAUGUUUUUUCAGAAAUGAGGAGAGUUUGGCAUCCCAAGGGCCCAGGAGCCCAUGGACUGGAUGCUCUGGGACAGGCAUGUACUGUGUUAACCACCGUGAAAACUGUGGGCCUGUUAAGGGGCUAGUGUACAGGUAUGGCUCAGAUACAUUAUCAUCUGGAUGUAGAAGUAAUUUUAUUGUUGUGGUGCCCAUUCUGUAAGUGUUUGACUUCAUUGUGGGUUUUUCUUUUUUCAUAUCUCCUGUGAGAGAUCACUUAGCUUGUUUCCCAGGAAAUGCAAGUAAAGUCCUUUGUCUAGUUGAAGCAGACAAAUGUGACUGUACAGAGCAUGAGCAGGCAGAGCCAGUAUGAUGGUUUCUUGUUCUAUCCAGUAUCAUACAAAAAGGCAGUAGUAGCAGCGAUUUUUGCUUUUCUUGUUUAAUCCCAGUUUUGAGAAAGGCAAGAUCAUUUUUCCUCAGUUUUUUUUUUUGUUUUUUUUUUAAGCCUCCAGUGUGAUCUUCUUUUCAGAAACAAGAAUGGUGGUGCAGUUGGUUUUACAUGAAGCUGCCUUGAAGUCUGAAACAAUGGAGCCUGCAGAAAAACAUACCUGAAGCCCCGUAACUUUUUAAUGGUACUAUUAUUGGAAUCUCUGGCAUGAGAUUCGUAGUAUGACCCAGCUUAUGGUAUAUUUAUGGUCAUCAUGUAAAAUUAUCACAUGGAGUGCAGGCACUUGGAAAGUGUUUAUCCAGUAAUCAGAAGAGUUUAGGGGGCUGGUGGUGAAGGGUGGGAUUCCAAACCACACCACUAAUGGAGAGUGACCUCGUGUUACCUCCAGGUGAGGCACAGCCACAACUUGCUGCUUUCUAUUCAGACCAAAGAACUAUUCCAAUUGGAGAGUUUCAUUUCAGUGCAAACAUAAUUAAGCAAAUAAGGUUUUAUACAGGCCCUCUGCUUUGCUUAGGAUCCACCUGCAUGUGUGUUAAUCUGUUGCAAAGCAGAGCCAGCAUUGGGGUGGUGAGGGUGUUACCUCAGUGAAAAUGCGUGACAACUUUGCAGUUGGUGCAGGACUGAGCUGCUUGACAGAGGCUUGUCUUGGCUGGCAGGCUUCCCAGGGGAGCCAGCAGAAUAUGGGCACAGCCAGCUUCAAGUCUCUGGAAGCUCGUUUAUGGAAAAAAGGCAAAGGUACAGACACAUCCUGUGCCUCAGGAAUAAGGGCAUUAAGGAAUUAAAAUAGACCCACCUGGGACAAAGGACAAGAGUUUGACAAACUGGACAGAUCAAAAGCAGCAUUAACCCCCUCAGCUACUGCUCGUACAAGUAAAUGUGAAAAUUUAAUGGUUGGGUUACAAAGUUUGUCUUGUUUUUUGUCCUUCACUGGGGAAAGAGUCCUGCUUGUUCCUGGGAGGCAAAGGUGAGCUGUGCAAUCUCUAGCACGCCUAAAAAGGGUCCCUGAAGACCCUAAAAAGGGUUGCUUUCUGUGGCAGGUCAUGAACACCUGGGCUGCACGCCUGCAGGCAUGGGGCACCCCUCUGGCAGCAGCCAGGGCCUUGAGCCUGGGACCUACACUUGAUACUUCUUGGUGUGGUCCAGAGGUAGGAACAGAGUGGUCUGGGAAGUGGGCUGUACCUGUAGGGCAACAUCUUGGGCACCCAACUGCUCACUGAUUCAGUCCUGGCUCAAAGGACUGCUCACAGCUGUCACAGUAAGUAGCGACUGCAUAAAACUGUGGGAUAAAAAAAAAAUUAAAAAAUAUUUGGGGUGAGGGUUAUGGAAGAAGAGCUUCAGCUCAAACAGUUUGGAUUUAAGUACAAGUAGCUGAGCACUCUCCCACUGGCAGUUUUAGUCUGGAGUGGCUUUUAUUCCUGGCAUUAGAUGUUUCACAGUUACUCCCCUCUGCCACCACCCCCCCUUCUUCUGUUAGGGGCAAGGGGCUCUUGUGCUGUGUGUUCUUUUUCGGCUCAGUGACUCAGCUCCUCUCACACUUCAGUCCCGCGCCCUGAAGGCUUCUCCUCGCUGCCUGCCGAGUGAAGCGCGGCAUUGCAUCCUUACCUUUACAUCGCCUCUCAGGAAAGUGAUCCCUCAAGGCGAGCAUCCUUCAACUCCAUGCUAGGGUAGCUUCAGGAGCAUGUCAUUAGAGGGAGACGUGGCAGCUGGAGGCUGUCAGCCGCGUUUCUGAGCUGCCACGUCUUAUUGCUCAGCCUCAUUGUGGGGCUCUUCUGCAGCACAGAGAGAGAUGGCAAGGGCAGAUUCCAGAGCUGAGCUGUCCCAUUCCACCUUGCUGCUUUGCUCCCACAGGGAAGAAACUGACAGUGGGAAGCAAGAUCCCACCGCACAGUGGUGUUUGUCCAUCUUAGGUGUAGGCUUUUUGUCACUCCACUGGAGUAGUGGGAGUGAUCCUUACAGUCCAUAGAUCAGAAUAAAUGCAUGCUAAAACCAGACAUUCACUAUUACCAAUGCCAUUAAAAUCUUACUGUAAAAUUUGUUUGCACUAUUUAAAGAUUUUUCUUUCCCCAUCCCCUAGGCAAUAGAAAUAAUUCUGUGCAUGUUUAUUCAUAAAUCUGUCAAGUUAUAAAAUGCUUCUGGAAAAGUAUUUUAUAUAUAAUUCUAGAAAAUAAGAAUUAUGCAAGAUUGAAGUACCUCGAGCUUGGGCUGCUGUUACAUUCUGUCAUGAUAAACUGGGAAGGAUGCUUCUUUUUGUACUUUCAAUGCUGUUAUUAAAUAAAAACUAACUACUUUACUUA
Molecule: messenger RNA, 8187 nt
Organism: Apus apus (common swift)
Lineage: Eukaryota; Metazoa; Chordata; Aves; Apodiformes; Apodidae
Gene: PHKA2
Product: phosphorylase kinase regulatory subunit alpha 2
Exons: 32
Coding region: 32-3697 (1221 amino acids)
Biological process (GO): glycogen metabolic process
Cellular component (GO): phosphorylase kinase complex
Molecular function (GO): calmodulin binding
Source: RefSeq, a predicted model, not a curated record